Drosophila persimilis is the source of this 826-nucleotide messenger RNA. RefSeq names its product dopamine N-acetyltransferase. The transcript has a single exon. Gene Ontology annotation, molecular function: N-acetyltransferase activity. The record is from RefSeq and is a predicted model, not a curated record. Lineage: Eukaryota; Metazoa; Arthropoda; Insecta; Diptera; Drosophilidae. Bases 43 to 717 code for a protein of 224 amino acids.
CAAACAGCAACCGACGGGAACUACGCGAGAACGAAAUUGAGCAUGUCAACGGCAGCGAACACGAAGGAUGGCAUCAGCAUACGCGUCAUGGCCGAGAAGGACUAUUCUAGGGUGAAAUUAUUCAUGCAGGAACAGUUCUUUACCGAUGAACCCCUGAGCCGUUCCACCGGAGAACAAGUGCAUCUUCAAAAUGAGAAAGAAUCCGACGAGUAUCAUCUAUCCAUGAUCAGAGAGGGCACCUGCCUGAUUGCCACCGACGAGAACCAAGGUGGGAGCAUUGUGGGCUAUGUCCUGGCCGGCCCUCAGUACCCCGAGGACAUGGAGAAGCAUCGGAAGGAGGCUGCGGGAAUGGAGCAGCAUACUUGGGGACGAAUAUGCCGCCUUCUCUCAAAAAUCGAGCUCGAGGCGAACCUGUUUGAGCGCUAUGGCAUCUCCAAGGCGCUCUACUCCCACAUGACCAGUGUGGGUGCCUUGAUGAGGGGGAAGGGCUUGGGCUCCCGCCUGGCUGCCACUCUGAUGGAUGUAGGUCGGGCGAAGGGCUACCCCCUGAUGGUAGCCUACUGCACGAGCUACUACUCCGCCCGACAGAAGGAAGCACUGGGCAUGGAGUGCAUCCAUUCUCUGUGCUAUGCGGACUACAAGGACGAUCAGGGACGAGUGAUCUUCACACCUGCAGCACCCCAUACGCAUGCCCGGAUCAUGGUCAUCAAACUGUGAGGCGAUCAAGCCUUAAAAGCAAUAAUCUGUAACGACAAAGACAGCAAAUUGUUAUAUUUUUUAUGAUAACAAAGUUAGCCCGAUAUAAAUAAGUGUUCUUGCUUACUCA